Messenger RNA from Bradysia coprophila, 1125 nucleotides. RefSeq lists its product as uncharacterized. The record is from RefSeq and is a predicted model, not a curated record. Lineage: Eukaryota; Metazoa; Arthropoda; Insecta; Diptera; Sciaridae.
AUGUACGUUCUAAUUAACCGAUUAGCUUCACUGCAGCACCACUACGCAUAUUUCGUACUCAAAAAUUGCAUGGCGAUUCCUAAGCUAGUCUACUUGUUUCGAUGCGCUCCGUUAUGGAAAUUCCCAGAUUUGCUUCAACAAUUAGAUUCCGACAUGAAAUCUGCCUUGGAGAAAAUAACCAAUGUUCAGUUGAAUCACUCUCAAUGGGUGCAGUCGAGUUUGCCAGUCAACUUAGGCGGAUUAGGCAUUCGCUCAUUGUUGGACAUCUCGCUACCAGCUUUCUUGUCCUCCGUGUACGGCGUCAAGGAUUUCGUUUCUACAUUAAUCAGUUUACGGGAUUACGAAUCCGAAAUCGCCCACUUUACGGAGGCAUUGUCGCGAUGGAGCGAGUUGAAUGAAGACUUAACGCCAGAAAAUCUACGCUCACAAUUCAACUGGGAUCAAAUUAACUCCAAAAGAGUCGCAUCUUCGUUGUCAUUCCCCAACGAUACCGAACUGUACCGCUUUCAACUGCUUCAGAACAAGAUGUCAGGAGCAUGGCUUAACGUUGUACCGAGCCCAUGCAUUGGAACGUUAAUGAACAACGACGUUUUCCGCACAUGCGUUGGUCUACGCCUUGGUACCAAAAUCUGUCAUCCAUUCGUGUGCAUUUGCGGAACCCAGGUAGAUUCGCUGGGUUUGGCUUCCAUUAAUAGGAGUUCUUUGUUGGAACCACCCGGUUUAUUCCGAGAUGACGGCAAAAAACGCCCGGACGGCAUUACAUACACGGCUUGGGAGAAGGGCAAGGCUCUAGUGUGGGAUGCGACUUGUGCCGACUCAUUGGCCGCAUCGAAUAUGGCUGGGAGAACGAAGACACCGGGUAUGGCGUCGGUAAAAGCCGCAAACCGCAAGCAUGCGAAAUAUUCCAAACUUAAACGAAACUACCAUUUCGUCGCAUUUGCGGUAGAAUCACUGGGUUUAUUGAACAAGAUCGGCGCUAAUCUGAUUCGCACAACUGGUGAACCGAAGUCGAGGACUUACUUGUUUCAGAGGGUUUCACUAGCCAUCCAACAUGGGAACGCAAUGUGCAUUAUCUCCAGCAUUCCGAAAAGCACCCCAAUGGAAGAAGUGUAUUUCGUUCAGUGA